This is a messenger RNA of Vombatus ursinus (common wombat), 3599 nucleotides long. RefSeq names its product transmembrane and coiled-coil domain family 2 (gene TMCC2). The coding region runs from base 133 to 2283 and encodes 716 amino acids. Gene Ontology annotation, cellular component: endomembrane system. Gene Ontology annotation, biological process: amyloid precursor protein metabolic process. The record is from RefSeq and is a predicted model, not a curated record. Lineage: Eukaryota; Metazoa; Chordata; Mammalia; Diprotodontia; Vombatidae. The transcript has 6 exons.
CGUCGAUGUCACUCGACGUCCUAGUUUGCCAUCCCCUGCUGGGCUGAGGAAGACGGGCGGGGAGGGAGAACAGUUCUCCCUUAAGACGGCAGCGCUGGAAGGGACAGAUCCCCAAACCGACCCAUAUUCACCAUGAAGAGGUGCAAGUCUGACGAACUGCAGCAACAGCGGGAGGAGGAUGGAGCCGGGCUGGAAGAUGCUGCUUGCCACCUGCCGGGCCCGGACUUGAAACCUGGAGAGGUCAUGAGUGCAAAUCCUGCUGUGGCCCCAGCGACUCCAGAUGUAGGUGCUACCAUGGCCCCCAACCCUGGCCCUAGAAGCAAGCCUCCGGAUUUAAAGAAAAUCCAGCAGCUUUCUGAGGGCUCCAUGUUUGGCCACGGUCUGAAGCAUCUGUUCCACAGUCGAAGGCGGUCCAGGGAACGGGAGCAGCAGCAGCAGCAGCAGCAGACAUCUCAGGACUCCCAGCAGCAGCAGCACGGCAUGUCAGACCAUGACUCCCCGGAUGAGAAAGAGCGCUCCCCAGAGAUGCACCGUGUCUCCUACGCCAUGUCCCUGCACGACCUGCCUGCUCGGCCCACUGCCUUCAACCGUGUGCUGCAGCAGAUCCGCUCCCGCCCCUCCAUCAAGAGGGGGGCCAGCCUACACAGCAGCAGUGGGGGCAGUGGAGGGGGUGGCGGUGGUGGUAGCAGUAGCCGAAGAACCAAAAGCAGCUCCCUGGAGCCCCAGCGGGGCAGCCCUCACCUGCUGCGCAAGGCCCCCCAAGACAGCAGCCUGACAGCCAUCUUGCACCAACACCAGUGUCGACCUCGGUCUUCUUCCACCACCGACACUGCCCUGCUGUUGACAGAGAGCAGCAACACUUAUUUCUUGGCUGAGGAGUCUGAGGGCCUUUCUGAUAAGGCAGAAAAGGGUGACCUCAUCACACUUCCUGGUGGCCCCGGCCAUGGAGACUCAGAUGGCCCCAUCAACCUGGAUGUCCCUGAAGGGACCCCAGAUCCCCACCGGACCAAGGCCGCUAUUGAACACCUGCACCAAAAGAUUCUCAAGAUUACGGAGCAGAUCAAGAUUGAGCAGGAGGCCCGGGAUGACAAUGUGGCUGAGUAUUUGAAGCUGGCCAACAAUGCAGACAAGCAGCAGGUGUCACGCAUCAAGCAGGUGUUUGAGAAGAAAAACCAGAAAUCAGCCCAGACCAUAGCCCAGCUACACAAGAAACUAGAGCAUUACCACCGGAGGCUGAAAGAGAUCGAACAGAAUGGGCCCUCCCGACAGCCCAAAGACGUCCUGAGGGACAUGCAGCAGGGGCUGAAGGAUGUGGGGGCCAACAUGCGGGCGGGCAUCAGCGGCUUUGGGGGCGGUGUGGUAGAAGGUGUGAAGGGCAGCCUCUCAGGGCUCUCCCAGGUGACCCAUACAGCCGUGGUGUCCAAGCCCCGGGAAUUCGCCAGCCUCAUCCGUAACAAGUUUGGCAGUGCCGACAACAUCGCCCACCUGAAGGACCCACUGGAAGAUGGUCACCCAGAGGAGUCAGCCAGGGCUCUAAGCGGCAGUGCCACCUUGGUGUCCAGUCCCAAGUAUGGGAGUGACGAUGAGUGUUCCAGUGCCAGUGCCAGCUCAGCUGGAGCAGGCAGUAACUCUGGGGCGGGGGCCGGCGGGGGACUAGGGAGCCCCAAGUCCAACACUCUGUAUAGUCAUCCCAACAACCUAGAUACUCUGCUGGAAGAGUUGCGGGAGAUCAAGGAGGGUCAGUCACACAUGGAGGACUCCAUGGAGGACCUGAAGGCUCAGCUUCAGCGGGACUACACUUACAUGACCCAGUGCCUACAGGAGGAGCGCUAUCGGUAUGAGCGCCUAGAGGAGCAGUUGAAUGACCUGACAGAGCUGCACCAGAACGAGAUGACCAAUCUGAAGCAGGAGUUGGCCAGCAUGGAAGAGAAAGUGGCCUAUCAGUCCUACGAGAGGGCUCGAGACAUCCAGGAGGCCGUGGAGUCCUGCCUGACAAGGGUCACCAAGCUGGAGCUCCAGCAGCAGCAGCAACAGGUGGUCCAGCUGGAGGGCGUUGAGAACGCCAAUGCCCGGGCACUGCUGGGCAAGUUUAUCAAUGUGAUCCUGGCGCUGAUGGCCGUGCUGCUGGUGUUCGUCUCCACCAUCGCCAAUUUCAUCACGCCGCUCAUGAAGACCCGUCUUCGCAUCGCCAGCACCGCCCUCCUCGUCCUCAUUCUCUUCCUCCUCUGGAAACAUUGGGACUCCCUUAGCUACCUCCUGGAGCACGUGCUACUGCCCAGCUGAAUCACCAGCCCCAGCUCCCAGGCAGCUUCUUUUCCCUAGUGGGGAGACCUGGCCCCCCUUGGACUUUUUUGUGUGUUUGGUUCAGGCUCUCGCCCCAGAUUCCUGCACUCUGUUGCCCUCCUCCUUUUUCCUUGUGUUUCACUCAUAUCUGAUAAUGUUUCCUCCCUCCCAAGGGGAAACUCAUCCCAGGGUGGAUUGGAAGCUGACUGCUUCCCUCCCUCAGCACAGAUAUGGUAAUCAUAACAGAGUGGAGAAGAAAACCAAGGAUUAUAUUUAUUUGAUUAUUUAAAAGACAUCUGCUGGCCUAGAGAUGGCCCCAAGGGCCCAGAAGUCCAUUGAGAGAGGGAGGAAAGGCCUCUGCUCUGAGGCCCUUGGGAGGGAACUACUUUGGAGACCUCUUUCCAUUUGAGCUCAGGACAAAGAUGGGCAAGCAGACCAAAUGGGAAAAAGGAAGAAGUUCACAGACCCCUGAGGUCUAGGAGAGGCCACUGGAGGGGAGGGGUCUUUGAGGGGGCAGGAAGUGUUCCCUAGCGCCCCAGAGGUCUGCAGGGCCCAAGGAGACUGAGAGGAGCUGGUUCCCAAGCCUGGCUCAGCCAUUCUCUGCUGCAAAGCUGAGCCCUGUGAUGUCGACUGGAGGGUGAGGGGCCCUGUGUCUUGGGAACUGUGUGCUUUUUUUUUUAUUAUUGUUUGUCUUUUUCAUGCUGUCAUCGAUCUGUCAUUUUUCAGAAAAAUACAGUUUCCUCCCUGCCCCCACCCAGGGCCCCACGCCUUAGGUCUUGGGCUCUUGUGAGUACUGUCAAAUUAUUUAUUUAUUUAUUUAUGACUGCAUUUCUUCUUUCCAUCCUGAAUUCCAGGGAGCCCCCUUUCCCCAAAGUAUACUCUCUUUGUCUUCUUUCCCUGGAAUCAGAGUCUUACCCUGGGGAUUCCUAUAUGGGUGGUAAUAGCACUUCCAUACAAUUUACUUUCUGGAUCACUGAGUCCAGAUUGGGAACAAAGUUAUCAAACCCCCUUUACCCUAUGGGAGCAGCUCGCCAGCUGGGACAGGAGUAGUUAAGUCUUGGCCUCCAUUUUUUACGUCUAUUUAUUGUUUGUAUAUGGGUGUGUGUGUGUGUGUGUGUGUUUUGUUUUUUUUAAGUCACUGGAGUGUUGUGUGUGGUUGCUGUUCACGGUCCCUGCCUUCCCAUUGGCACUUCCAGGAGAAAAGGGGGUUCCUGGGAGAAUGAGCAAUGGAAUCCUGGGGUUAGGGUGAGCCCUGCCCACUUUGGAACUUGACUGGGGAUUUCAAGAGAAAUAAAGAACCUCCCUGAAUUCUCAAA